Messenger RNA from Drosophila guanche, 9132 nucleotides. RefSeq names its product probable histone-lysine N-methyltransferase CG1716 (gene Set2). Gene Ontology annotation, molecular function: histone H3K36 methyltransferase activity; protein binding. Gene Ontology annotation, cellular component: chromosome; nucleus. Lineage: Eukaryota; Metazoa; Arthropoda; Insecta; Diptera; Drosophilidae. Bases 255 to 9116 code for a protein of 2953 amino acids. Gene Ontology annotation, biological process: regulation of DNA-templated transcription. The record is from RefSeq and is a predicted model, not a curated record. The transcript has 5 exons.
AUAAGUCGGUUGUCACACUGCUAGUAAAACAAAAUUGGAAAAAUAAUAGAAUAAGUAAUAAUUUAGGAGACUGCCGCUAUUUUAAAGUUUCGUUAGAUUAAGGUUAACUGUAAUUAGGUUAGAUAGUGCAAGAAGCGGCGCGUGCACAGCCCGGCGCAACCUGCACAAAAGCCGACAAUCUGCGCUUGCAGCCGCACCAAACUGACCGCCUCCCCCCGCGCGCACCAUAUUGACAGCCAGUGGGCAGUUGCACCAUGGACGACUCCAAUACCAUGGCCAGCACCUCGAUGGCUGCCGCACGUGGCCGAGGACGCGGGCGCCCGCCUAAGCGAGAGCACGCACAGCCCCCCGAUGCAGAGCUGCAGAACUACCAAGAGAAAUCGCCUGGCGCUGACUCGCCCAACACAAUCCGCCGCAGCUCGCGCAAGAGAUUCUGCAAGUUCGACGUGCGCGACGUGCUCAGCCUGCGCAAGCCUGAGCACAAGAUCCAGAUCGAGGGACGCAUCGACUCCAAUCUGCCCGAGCCGGCACCACCCGUAGCACCAGCUGGUGCGCCUUCCACAGCUGCCAGCACAACGACUUCGCCCAGCAUUCCGCCUGCCAAUCGUUUGUUUUCGAUGUUCCCAAGCAAUCGCACACCGCCCAAACUUCCGCCGCCACCCGCUGCCCUGGGGAUCUUUGUCAAGCCGCGCAGCACUCCGAGCCUGAUUGUGGCCCAGCUGAACAGCGAAUCCUCCAGUUGCAAUACGUCGACUGCCACAGCGACUGCCCCUGCGACGGCGGCUGCAGCGUUCGCAGCAUCCGUCAUGCGCAGGGGUCGAGGCAGGCCCAUUACUAAGAGUUCACUGGACAAGACACACAGCCAGAGCAGUAGCCACAGCAUGAACUUCUCCGAUUCGGAUACCAAUUCGACGGGCGCCUCCACGACAGGCAGCAUCGGCAGCAGGGGCAGCACGGACAGCAAUGAGGCGACAGCGCCCAGGCGAAAGUGCCGGGUGACCCUCAAGCGAUUGAACUUUGUGCAGCGCCAGGGAUCGUGGGACUCGGGCGACUCGACCGUUCUGGGCGAUGCCGUGGUGGAUGUUAGCAGCUCUUCGUCUUCCGCUGCUUCCACACCCGUUCUGCAGGAUGAAAACGCACUCGACGAGCAGCCAAAGAUGAAGCCGCUGCUGCUGCCGCUGCCCGUGUCCCUGCCCACAGUCGUCGACGAUGACGGCGACUCUUCGGACUCGCAGAUAAUCUUUACGGAGAUCGACACGGGCAGGGAAGUGACGGGCCGAAGCAAGGUGGAACAAUCAGAGGAGCCUCCACAGGAGCUUGAAGUAGAAACUGAGCAGCAGGAGCAGGAGCCUGACGUGUGUAAUGUACUGACAGAUGUCUCGAGCGAGGAGGAGGAUACCUCUCAGGGCUCGUCCUCGGCGAGGCGUCGGAGCAGGCGAACUGCCAAAACGGAAGGAGCCAAUAGCAGCAGCAGCAGCCAAGCGGGAAAAACCCUCGAAGAAACCUUCGCGGAGAUAGCCGCCUCAAGCAGCAAGCAGAUUCUACUCAAGGCAGAGUCUGACUCCCACUCCGAAGGGGACAACGAUGAGGAGGAGGAGGAGGAGCACACGCUGAUUGACUUGAUUGAGGAUGAUAGCCAUGAUGAGGGCAUCCACGGGGAGUACGAGCUGGUGCUCGAUGAGCACAUGAAGGACGAAGGGCAAGUGCAAGUCAUUGAGCUGGAUGGCGCCCUUGCAGCAGCAGAGGAGGAGCAGCAGAUGGAGCCACAAUUGUCCACUGACGUCACAUUGCAGCUGCAGGCGAAGAGCCCACGCACCAGUGUCCAGCCAGAUGGCCAGUCACAGCCGCAGACGAUUAUACUUGAAGUUGAGGCAGAAGAGGAGGAGAAUGCCAGCACAGAGCAGCAGACACCCGUGGAUGCGGUUGCGGAUGUGUCCGCAGAGCCAAAACCAGAACCAGAAGCUGUGGCCGAGGAUGUUGUGAUUAUCCAAAUCGCCUUGCCAGAGCCACAACCAGAGGCGCAGCCAGAGAUCUCAUUAGAAAUGGAAGCAUCACAGAUGAUAAUCCAGAAAUUGCCACUGCCACUGCCACUUCCACAAGAGGAGGUGGAUGAGAAGGAAGUCGUUCCAAUUUUAGUUCCAAUGGAAAUGGACAGCCCAAUCGAGUCCAUGACAGAGCCAACUAAGGCAGCCGAGAGCCCAUCUACAGGGGAACCUUCUCCAGCAGCGGAACCAAAGCCAAACGAAAAGGAAACUCCCAGCAAACCAGAGCAGAGCGCAGAAGAACCCAAGAGCCACUCCAAUGCAAGUCUCAGCCUCAGUCCCACUGCUAUGGCCGUGGCCACUCCCUUGGCCACUCCGAGCGCUGUCCACGUCAAAGCCAUCGUUGAAUGCGAUGCCAUGUUCCAGGCACUGGAGAGUGCCAAUGCCCAGAAGAUGCGCGAGGAGACGCACAAGAAGAAGGUCAAGCUGGAGGCCAAGAAGGCAGCGACGUCGAUGGCAUCAACACUAAUGCCAUCGAACAGCUCUGGAGGUCAGAAGCAGACAAAGACAAGGACGACGACAACGACAAUUCCUGCGCUCGGUGGAAGGAGCAAAACUCGCAGGAACACCUCGUACUACGCCUCGAAUGAAAGGGAUACCACUCCGACUCCCGUGGCUGUGGCCAGAUCCCAGGCCAAAAAGCAGAAACCGUCUGUCACGAAAAAGACUGAACCACGAGCCGAUGGACUUGUGGAUCCUGCUGCAAAUGCAAACAGCAGGAAAUUGAAUACCGACGACCUGCAGGAAGACUUCUCCUCCUCCUCCUCCUCCCAGCAGGAGGAGCAGUACAGAGGCAGUGCCACAGCAAAGCGAAGCAAAUCCCGAGGCUCGCUAGCCUCCGAUGCCAGGAGAGAUGAGGUCAAAGCGCACUCUCAGUCGGCACCAAAGAAGGAAAGUGCCAUGCCAACGCGUCGUUUCACGACCAUCGAUCGUCCCUCCCCAAAAGCAGCACCACGCGGCACCGCCCUUGGGGACCUUUGUAAAGAUGGGACAACAAAGGCAACAUCGACUGGAGGCAGACAGUAUCCGGCGAUUAGUGCAGCCGCAAAGCGACCCCCCACACUGUCCCGCCCCUCAUCGCUAGAAUCUCUGUCCCAAAAAGACGCCAAGAAAGUUGAGGGAAAACCAACAGCAGGAGGGAAGCAAUCGCCGGCGAAUCUCAUUAAAAACAUACGAAAAUCCAGCUCCUCCGGGGAAUCGCUUGAUGCAACCAAGAAGGCAUCCUCUAGGACGCAGUCUCCUGCAUCGAUGGAACCCAUUAAGCGACGCCAGACCACUUCCAGUGAGUGUUUGCUCGCCUCCUCGGUGGAAGCCAAGACAGAUGAGAGAACCCCCAGGCCACAGUCACCCAAAGAAAAGGCAACGGCCAUGCCGUCGAUAACUGCCGAAGAGCCAAGACUCUCCUUCGAGCAGUUGCUGGGCCAGGCCGACACCUAUACGAAGACCCAGAAUAAGCGACGCACCAGCACUUCCGCCAUCGGGCGCAGCUCGCCAGUGUCUGCCUGCUCCACUUCCUUCUCCGACUCGGCUGUCCGAGCCCCUGAAGCCGGGAAAGCUAAAGAGAAGGCCGCACCAGCACCAGCGGAACGGAAGCCAUCGCCGAAUGCCAUUCGAUCGCGACGCUUCACAACCAUCGAUCGAACGUCGUGGAGUGAUGCGCCCAAUGGCCCCAGAAAGACGCAAUCGAAGCCAUCCACCCCCAGAGAGUUGUCCCCCAAUGGGGACUGUGCGGCCAGUUCUGGAUCACAGCCGAAGAGCUACUCAAUGCAGCAAUCCCCAGCGAUUGGGGGUGGCUCAAAGCUGACAAAGAAGAAGAUCAACACCAGUCGCCUCACCCUGAUGGAUCACAGUGCAGCAGACAUAUCCGAGAAAUUGAUUAAGGCUUGCCUCGAGGGUCGCGCUGCAAGCUCAGACGAAGCUGAUGCUGGAAAGUCACAGUCGCCUGCACCCAAACAGGAAGCGAAACAGGCCGCCGCCUCAGUGUCCUGUGCGUCCCGGAGGAGCAGUCGCCACAGCAGCAUCAGCGCCAGCAGCUCAUCCUCGUCGAAGCCAACUUCGAGGAUGUCAUCACCAGCGGCGAAUGAGCCAAAGAUAAAAAAGAUUAGUGCCAGGCGCAAGACCGAAACACCAGAACAAUCCCCCAGCGUCAAGAAGGUAGACAAGUUAAGCAGCCGCGGAGGAGCGGUUGCCACGAAGCAUGGCUCGCGAUCGCCUUUGCUAUUGGAUCAGCGUCGCAGGAUCACCAUAUGCGCUGAGCCCGUGCUGGCUGCUGUGGCCUUGAAGAGUGCCGAUCCACGAGUGAGGAAUGCCUCGCCCGCAGAGCUCUUGCCCAUACCCAUGCCCCGAGAGAGGACGCUGCCUAAGAAAUCAGCGACCUUGGCGGCGCCGACACCGAAGAAACCCAUGACCAUGACCCCCAAGGUUGCAGUCAAGAGAGCAUCAGAGCCGCCAGAUCUGAGGAGCAAGAAGCCGCGUAGGCCCACGACCAGCAGAAAGAGCACCGAGGAGGCUCUGCCCGUGCAGCUGGAUGCAGUGGAGCCCAUUGACACAGAUUCCACGGAGUCAGCGAGUGGCAAAAGCAAGCGCUGGGAUGUGCAGCCUUCGACUGCAACUGAAGCGUCAGCUGCAGCUGCAACUGCAACAACUCCAGAGGUGCAGAAGAUCAACACCAGUCGCCUCACCCUGAUGGAUCACAGUGCAGCAGACAUAUCCGAGAAAUUGAUUAAGGCUUGCCUCGAGGGUCGCGCUGCAAACUCAGACGAAGCUGAUGCUGGAAAGUCACAGUCGCCUGCACCCAAACAGGAAGCGAAACAGGCCGCCGCCUCAGUGUCCUGUGCGUCCCGGAGGAGCAGUCGCCACAGCAGCAUUAGCGCCAGCAGCUCAUCCUCGUCGAAGCCAACCUCGAGGAUGUCAUCACCAGCGGCGAAUGAGCCAAAGAUAAAAAAGAUUAGUGCCAGGCGCAAGACCGAAACACCAGAACAAUUCCCCAGCGUCAAUAAGGUAGACAAGUUAAGCAGCCGCGGAGGUGCGCUUUCCACGAAGCAUGGCUCGCGAUCGCCUUUGCUAUUGGAUCAGCGUCGCAGGAUCACCAUAUGCGCUGAGCCCGUGCUGGCUGCUGAGGCCUUGAGGAGUGCCGAUCCACGAGUGAGGAAUGCCUCGCCCGCAGAGCUCUUGCCCAUACCCAUGCCCCGAGAGAGGACGCUGCCUAAGAAAUCAGCGACCUUGGCGGCUCCGACACCGAAGAAACCCAAGGCCCCCAAGGUGGCAGUCAAGGCAGCUGCAGCUGCACCUGCAACAUCUCCUGAGGUGCAGCCACCCGAAGCUCUCAGGGACAUUGCAAAGUUCAUUAAGGAUGGGGUGAUUCUGCUGAACCGCAGCUACAAGGAUGACGAAGACGAGGACGAGGCUCAACCGGAGGCUGUGAAGGGCGACGAUCAAUUGGCCAGCGCCAGUUGCCUGGAGACGCCAUCGACGACACGUUCCCCCACGCCCAGCGGCAGCAGCAACUCCAGAUCGGGUGCCAGCACCAGGGCCAAUACCAUCACAGAGGAUUCCUCACCGACGCUGCCCUUGAUGAUGCUGCCGCAGGGCUCCAAUGAGGAUGGCAGCGCUGGCGGCGUGCGGCGCUCGCAUCGGAUCAAACAGAAGCCGCAGGGGCCGAAGGCCAGUCAGGGCAGAGGCGUGGCCAGCAGUGCGCCCCCCUUCAGCAUGGAGGACCAGAUGGCGGAGCUGGCCAACACGGAGACCAUCAACGAACAGUUCCUGCGCAGCGAGGGGCUGCUCACGUUCCAGCAGCUGCGCGAGAACUACUAUCGAUGCGCGCGCCAGGUGAGCCAGGAGAAUGCGGAGAUGCAGUGCGACUGCUUCCUCACGGGCGACGAGGAGGCCCAGGGGCAUCUGUGCUGCGGUGCGGGCUGCAUCAACCGCAUGCUGAUGAUCGAGUGCGGUCCGCUGUGCACGAACGGGGAGCGGUGCACGAACAAGCGCUUCCAGCUGCACCAAUGCUGGCCCUGCCGCGUCUUUCGCACCGAGAAGAAGGGCUGCGGCAUCACCGCGGAGCUGCUGAUACCCGCCGGCGAGUUCAUCAUGGAGUACGUGGGCGAGGUCAUCGACAGCGAGGAAUUUGAGCGGCGGCAGCAUCGCUACUCGAAGGAUCGCAAUCGGCACUACUACUUCAUGGCGCUGCGCGGCGAGGCGAUCAUCGAUGCUACAAUGCGCGGCAACAUCUCGCGGUACAUCAACCACAGCUGCGACCCGAACGCCGAGACACAGAAGUGGACCGUUAACGGGGAGCUGCGCAUCGGUUUCUUCAGCGUUAAGACCAUCCUGCCUGGAGAGGAGAUAACCUUCGACUAUCAGUACCAGCGGUACGGCCGGGAUGCCCAGCGCUGCUACUGCGAGGCGGCCAACUGCCGCGGCUGGAUCGGCACCGAGCCGGAGUCCGACGAGGGAGAGCAGAAGAACGAGAACAACACCCAAACGGAUGACACAGACAGCGAGUCCGAUACGGAGGAGACAGAGCCGGAGCAGAGCAAGAGCAAGACCAAGGCGAGUGCCGCGAAGAACAGCUCCAAGUCCAAGGUGAAGCUGCCAGCAGUGUCCAAGGAGCAGCGCAAGAAACGCGAGUCGGCGGCCAAGGCCAAGGAGCGAGAUCGAGAAUUCAAGGCCGGACGCUGGCUGAAGCCCACCACCGGAGCUGGUGCAGGUGCUGGUGCAGCAGAGAAGAAGGAUCCGCGCGCUGCCAAGCCAGAGGUGAACAAAUUCCAUGCCAUGCUCGAGGAUCCCGAUGUGCUGGAGGAGCUGUCGCUGCUCAGCCGCUGCGGAUUGAAGAACCAACUGGACACGCUGCGCAUCUCGCGCAUCAUGGUGCGAGCGAAGCUGCUGCCGACCCGCAUCCAGCUGCUGCAGGUGCUCACACGUGGAGAGUUGCCCUGCCGCCGGCUCUUCCUGGACUACCACGGGCUGCGGCUACUGCACGCGUGGAUCAGCGAGAACGGCAGCGAGCAGGAGCUGCGAAUGGCCCUGCUGGAUGCGCUCGAGGCGCUUCCCAUACCGAACAAGACGAUGCUGAACGAGAGUCGCGUCUACCAGAGCGUGCAGCAGUGGAGCGCGGGUCCUGCGGGUCGGCAGUCACAGAUGAGCAGCGCCAACUGCUUCGGCCAACGCAUGCUGAAGCUGAUCAGCAAGUGGAGCAGCCUGCCGGAGAUCUUCCGCAUACCGAAGCGGGAGCGCAUCGAGCAGAUGAAGGAGCACGAGCGGGAGGCGGAUCGCACCGGCGAGCGGCCCACCGAGAAGCAUGUGGCCAGCCACCAUGUGACCGCUGCCUCCGCCCUAGAGGACUCGGCACGCGACAGCAGCACCGAUCGCUACCGGCAGGAUCGCUUCCGUCGCGACACGAUCAGCAGCCGCAACAGCGGCGGCCCCAAGCCGCCCAUGAGCCGCAUGAGCGGCAACAACACCAUAUGCACCAUCACCACCCAGCCAAAGGGCAGCAAUCCCUCCGAGGGACAGCCGCGUACCGAGAUGCGACGUCGCCCGGACAACAGCAGUGGAGCCACACUGGAGACGCGUCGUGGAGGCGGAGGCGGCGGCAGCGGCGCUGGUGGUGCGCUGUUGUCUAAGGAGCUAAGACGAUCUUUAUUCGAGCGGAAGGUGGCCCAGGACGAGGCCGAGAAGCGCGUGUGCAGCGAGGACUGGCGGGAGCACGAGCUGCGCUGCGAAUACUUUGGUGCGGACAUCAAUACGGAUCCGAAGCUGCUGCCCUUCUCGUACAACACGGAGACCGGUGAGUGGUUCAACUCGGAGGAUGUGCCCGUAAUGGCGCCGCUGCGCACAGACCUGGCCUUGGCCCCCUCGACAGAGAUGAGCGAACAGGACAUGCUGCCCGCAGAGUACAAGCUGCCGGCCAGCGUGGAUCCACUGCCGCUCUCCUGGCACUGGAGCCGCACCAUCGAAGGGUACAUUUACUACUACAAUCUGCGCGAUCGCAUACCGCAGUGGCUGCCGCCCAGUCCCGAGCAGCGCCUACAAACGCUGCUGGAGGGGGAUCCGCAGCAGCAUCAGCCGCUGCAGGAGCUCGAUCCAGCCCUGCUCGAAGAGGAGCUUAUCUCGGUGGACCCUGACUAUGUGGGCUCGCUGUCGAGCAAGUCGCUCGCGCAGCACAUCGAGACGAAGGUGCGGGAGCGCCGCGAAAUACGCCACAAGAAGCUGUGCUCCGUGCGCGUGAUUAGCCCUAGACGGGACGAGGAUCGGAUCUACAACCAGCUGGAGUCGCGCAAGUACAAGGAGAACAAGGAGAAGAUUCGUCGCCGCAAGGAGAUCUACCGGCGGCAGAGGGCCAGCGCGGACACGGUCGCCGCAACCAGCUCCGAUGCGAGCAGCACUGAUGCGGAGGCCUGGUCCACGCCUCGAUAUCUCUACUCAUCGGACGAGGAGGUGGAAGCUCCCAAGUCCCCUCAAUUGGAGGGCAUCAUCUAUGGCUUUAAUGGAUCAGCAGGCUCACUAUUUUCCGCCACAAAGGUGGAUGAACUCGAGGCGGAGCUCGACAUGGAGCCCAGCACCAGCGCCUACGCCCUCGCCUGCCUGAACAAGCCCCAGCAGAUACCCACGCUGGUCACAGGCGGCAGCGGUGGCGGCAUAAACCGAAAACUGCCACCCCUGCCGCCGCACACGCCGGAAAAGCCACCUGCAGCCGUACCAGAGAGAAAGAGUCGCGGUGGCGGCCACGAGCGCAGCAAACCCAAGCGAAAAAUGUUACUUCAUAGCACAAAAGGUGGACGAGAAUCGAUUGACAAAUUCCGAUUCGACAUAAGCGGACAUGUUGCAGACUUUCUGCGCCCAUUCCGCAAAGAUAACUGCCAGAUGGGUCGCAUAACCAGCGACGCAGACUACAAGUUCCUAAUUAAGCGGCUGACGGAGCAUGUCAUCACGAAGGAGAUGCGCUACUGCGAGAUGAGCGGCCAUCCUUUGAUCUGCAACGAUUCGGUGAAGCACAAGUCGCACGAAUUCAUUAACCAGUACAUGCUGAAGAAGGGCCGCGUUUACACCAUGCCCCUGGAUGAGGCGGCCUUCUAAAAACCAAAAAGAAAAA